This is a messenger RNA of Xyrauchen texanus (razorback sucker), 1498 nucleotides long. Its product is annotated as probable G-protein coupled receptor 141. Gene Ontology annotation, biological process: G protein-coupled receptor signaling pathway. The transcript has a single exon. NCBI's taxonomy places the organism in Eukaryota, Metazoa, Chordata, Actinopteri, Cypriniformes, Catostomidae. Gene Ontology annotation, cellular component: membrane. Bases 3 to 923 code for a protein of 306 amino acids. Gene Ontology annotation, molecular function: oxysterol binding; G protein-coupled receptor activity. The record is from RefSeq and is a predicted model, not a curated record.
UGAUGGACACCGCAAAAGUGGCACAGAACAGCUAUACGGAGACGGCCGUAAAUAAUGCAUCAUCUCCCAAGAUCUUCCCGCCAUACAGGAUUGCCUUGAUCACCAUCUAUGCUCUUGUGCUUCUGGUGGGCACCACAGGCUUAACCCUCAUGACAAAAUUAUUAAAAAGCAACAUUCGCUCGAUAACUACCAUCGCCUUUCUCAACCUGAUGGUGGCACACUUUCUAUUCCUGCUCACUGUGCCAUUCAGAAUCUACUAUUAUGCGUACAAUGACUGGGGCCUGUCACCCGGUUUCUGUAAAGUAGUCAGUGCCAUGAUCCACAUCCACAUGUAUAUGGUGUUUAUUAUCUACACCAUCAUUCUUACCAUCCGUUUCUUGCAUUUUUACAAGAUUACUCAGCGGACAAAGUUCAACCGGCGGCUACAUGCGAUGUGCGCGAGUGCCCUCGUAUGGUCCGUGCUGUUGCCCAUCAUGCUGCCCGCCGUGGUGUCUCAUUACGGCAAGAUGGGUGGAGAUAAUUUGACCACAACACAAAACCAGUGCUUCAAAUAUGAGGAGAUGUUAGAGGACAAUCAUAUCUACAUUCUGAACAUGAUUGUGUCUAUUGUUAUUGUUGUUGUGUCGUGCAUUCAGGCCUGCAUCCAGACGAUUAUUCUGCUCUCAAUUAUACUCAAGUACGGACCCGCCAGUCGCUCCCAGCAGGACUUUAGGGUCCAAAUGAAGAACCUCUGCUUUGUACUCUUCAUGCUUACCUGCCUGGUGCCAUAUAAUCUGUUUCGGCCUUUCUACAUGGAACACAUUGAAAAGCUUCAAGAUAUAAACGAGGUGUUCCUAGCCAUUACGGCUCUUACCUGUUUUGACAUGCUGACGUUCACGGGUUGUGCCAUGUGCACUGCAGGACCUCAAGCUGAGGAACACUAGUCAGCCCUUUGUUAUUUGCGCAUCAAUGACGACAAGUCUUCUUUAUGGAAGAGCUGUUCGUGUCAUAAUAUAAGUGAAUGGGAGUAACCACGGAUGGCAACCAAAAGCUUUGUUCGGUUUAGGGUAACCUUAACCCAUGAAGGUGCACUCAGUAAUUUUUUCUUCAUUUAAAAGUUUUACCUCGACAGAACUGAAUAGUAAUUUUGAAACGUGUAUAAAAUCAUCAGCACUCACCUGAGAUGAAGACUCCAGUCACAUCAGUAACCUAUAAAAGCUGUUUUGUUUUACAUGGAGAGGAUCUCCUCAUCAGGCUGUCAUGUUAGAAACACAUGACCAGCCGAAUACUACCCAUUUCAUAUCAGUUACCACCCUGUUGUUGGACACUUUCUCUCAUGAACUGAAUUAAUCAUGGCUGACUGUAAAUAGUAGAUUUCUGCAAAGACAUCGGUAACUGAAACUAUUCGGUCUGAAUAAUUCUGCAUUCACACCAUUAGGUGUCAGUGUGAGUCCAAGAGGGCAUAUUCCAAAUAUUACUCAGCACACCUUCAACCAUAGUUUUUGCCUAGUGGCCUAGA